AUGAAGUUCUCAGAGCUGAAACUCCAUGCGAUGAAUGCUGUGAAAUCGUACUUCAACAGGAACUGGGGAAGAGAAGACCUGAUGAAAUCUGGAAAAGUUAACCAGGAAACUCUCGAUAUCUUGAAUGCGGUGUAUUUUACUUUCUUCAAUGUCAUGUUUUGCUCUACUAUUGGAUCCUACUUGCACUUGUUCUGGGAAGUGGGAGGGCUGUUCACAGUCCUCUGUUCUGUAUCAAGUUUACUCUGGUUUUACUUUACACCACCAUGGAGACUGAAUCAAAGGCGCUCACUAUUGAUGAUUUAUGCCUUUUCCUUCGGGGCUUCUGUUGGCCUUCUUACCAAAUAUCUCUUCGAAAUGCAUCAAAACUUUGUUGCCAGCUUUUUUGCAGGUACAACAGUUGGCAUUGCAAUUUUCAUGUUUCAAGUCACAAUAACAAGGGAAAGGAGCCACAUCUACCACGGUGGCCUGCUUUAUUGUUGUCUUGUAAUGUUAGCAGUCUUGCUUGUGAUUGGCUGUUUUAUCCAUGACAGCUACACAGUCCAAGCCAUCCUAAAGGGAACCGCUGCGGUGAUAUUGUUCCUGGGGUACUUUGUGGUAUAUAGCCAAGAGAUACUGUAUGAUGUUAGCUUUGGAGAUAUUGACUUUAUCAAUCGCGCACUCACUGUCUUCUUCAAUUUACCGGCUAUAGUGCUCCAUGCUGCAAGAGUAUGCCUUCCCUUUGGUGCAAAAGUUGAUCAAAAUGCAGAUUAG
This is a messenger RNA of Solanum stenotomum, 750 nucleotides long. RefSeq names its product bax inhibitor 1-like. Gene Ontology annotation, cellular component: membrane. The record is from RefSeq and is a predicted model, not a curated record. NCBI's taxonomy places the organism in Eukaryota, Viridiplantae, Streptophyta, Magnoliopsida, Solanales, Solanaceae. The transcript is spliced from 5 exons. Bases 1 to 750 code for a protein of 249 amino acids.